This is a messenger RNA of Stegostoma tigrinum, 3288 nucleotides long. RefSeq names its product adenosine monophosphate deaminase 3a (gene ampd3a). Gene Ontology annotation, biological process: IMP salvage; AMP metabolic process. The record is from RefSeq and is a predicted model, not a curated record. Lineage: Eukaryota; Metazoa; Chordata; Chondrichthyes; Orectolobiformes; Stegostomatidae. Bases 425 to 2752 code for a protein of 775 amino acids. Gene Ontology annotation, molecular function: AMP deaminase activity. The transcript is spliced from 15 exons. Gene Ontology annotation, cellular component: cytosol.
CUUCCUGAAGUGGGACCUUCAAUGUUGUCUCAUCAGAUUCUUAACAGUCUGUCCCCAACAGAGUUGUGUGUUACCUGCAACGCAUGGACUGCAGCGGUUCUAGGAGGCUGCUCAGCAUCACUUUCUCAAGGGCAUGUAGGACAGGCUUUAAAUGCUGGCCCCGCCAGCAACGCUAGAGAUCUCUUAUGAAAGAAUUAAAAAUGCUCUCCCUUGCCCCCGUUCACAUUCCCGGUUGUGGAGUUGAGUGAGAUGCCCGCUGCCCUCAAUCCGGUUGCUAUUUGCUGCUGAUCCCGUUCGGCUGCAGCCUCUGGCGGUGCUUCAGCUGCUUAAAAUAGCACAAGUCCCGGGAAUAAAACACAGAGCGGCGGCUCAUUGCAAAACAGCGCCGGCUUCGACACGCCGGGACCUGGGAGCGGUACCAAGCAUGGCCGGGACCCCGAUCAUAGCUGAAAUGCCCAGACAAUUCCCGAAGGUAGCACAGACAGAGGAGGAUGAGCAAGUUCGAAUUAUAGCAGAGAAGGUGUUUGCUUCUGCUCUGCGUGAGGAGGACACCAAAGAUGCACUGUCUUUGUUUGACAUUGCCGAAGACUGCCCGAUUGGUAAAAAGGAAGCCACAGAAAGGGAGCUCCAGAAGGAGAUUGCUGAACAGCAAUCAGAGACCACAGCAAAGAGAAAGAAGAGCCUGAGGCUGAUUCGAUCCCAUUCGUUGUCCUUGCAGAUCCCAACUCCUGAUGUGACUUUCUCAGUUGUGGAUUCCCCAUCUUUGACCCCACAGACGCCCAUUCCGAGUGUCCCUUUGUUUGGAAUACAACUGCCCUAUGAUGUGCCUGAGUUUCAGCGAGUGACCAUUACUGGAGACUACUGUGCAGGGAUCACCGUAGAGGACUAUGAACACGCUGCCAGAGGCCUGAUAAAAGCCUUGUUCAUUCGUAAGAAGUACAUGCGUCUUGCCUAUCAGCUAUUUCCCAGAACAACAGGCCAGUACCUACAAUCAAUUGAAAAUGAUCAAUGGCUAGAGGAAGAUGAAGUUUUACCAGAUUUCCACCCACCCCCCCGGGAUGGUGACGAUCCGUAUGAUCUCAGUGGUGCUCCAGACAAUCUGGAAUAUGUGGUGAGGAUGAAGGAGGGAAUCAUCUUUGUUUAUGAAAACAAGGAGAUGCUGGAACUGGAUGAACCCAAAAGUCUUCCUUACCCAGACCUGCAAACCUUCACACUGGACCUUAAUCACGUCCUCGCCCUAAUUGCUGAUGGGCCCACGAAGACAUACUGCCAUCGGAGGCUGAACUUCCUGGGAUCAAAGUUCUACCUGCACGAGAUGUUAAACGAAAUGGCGGAACUUCGGGAGCUGAAAGGUGUGCCCCAUCGGGAUUUUUACAAUGUCAGGAAGGUUGACACCCACAUCCAUGCUGCUGCCUGCAUGAGCCAGAAACAUUUACUGAGAUUUAUUCAGCAGACCAACAAAACUGAGGCUGACCGAAUUGUGCUGGAGAAGAAAGGACGCAAACUGACUCUGAGAGAGGUGUUUGCAAGUCUCAACAUGGACCCUUAUGAUCUCACCGUUGAUUCACUCGAUGUGCAUGCUGGCCGGCAGACAUUUCAUCGGUUUGAUAAGUUCAAUGCAAAGUACAAUCCAGUCGGUGCAAGUGAACUGAGAGAUCUUUACCUGAAAACAGACAACUACAUGCAAGGAGAGUACUUUGCUCGGAUCAUAAAGGAGGUCUCCCGCGACCUGGAGGAAAGCAAAUAUCAGUACUCAGAACCACGACUAUCAAUCUAUGGUGGGUCACCAAAUGAAUGGGCCAGUCUGGCCAGGUGGUUCAUUAAACAGCAAGUCUACUCUCCAAAUGUCCGCUGGGUUAUUCAAGUUCCUCGCAUUUACGAUAUAUUUCGAACAAAAAAAAUAUUGCCUAGUUUUGGAAAAAUGCUGGAGAAUAUUUUCUUGCCUCUCUUUGAAGCAACAAUCAAUCCCAAAGAAAAUCGGGAACUUCACCUCUUCUUAAAAUACGUGACAGGCUUUGACAGUGUGGAUGAUGAAUCUAAGCACAGUGCUCACAUGUUCUCAGUGAAGAGUCCAACCCCUGGGGAAUGGACAAGGGAGCAGAACCCACCGUACAGCUAUUACCUCUACUACAUGUAUGCAAACAUCAUGGUGCUCAACAACCUGAGGAAGGAACGAGGAUUGAGUACAUUCCAGUUCCGACCUCAUUGUGGGGAGGCUGGUUCAAUCACGCACUUGGUUUCAGCCUUUCUAACAGCAGACAAUAUUUCACAUGGACUGAAUCUUAAGAAGAGCCCAGUACUUCAGUAUCUCUACUACCUCGCUCAGGUACCCAUCGCCAUGUCACCGCUGAGUAAUAACAGCCUUUUUCUGGAAUAUUCUAAAAACCCACUGCGUGAAUUUCUACACAAAGGCCUCAAGGUCUCUCUCUCCACAGAUGACCCCAUGCAGUUUCAUUAUACAAAGGAGGCACUAAUGGAGGAAUACGCGAUCGCUGCCCAAGUGUGGAAACUCAGCACCUGUGACCUGUGUGAGAUAGCUAGGAAUAGUGUGCUUCAAAGCGGCUUGUCACAUGAGGAGAAGCAACACUACUUGGGGGUGAACUACUUGAAGGAAGGGCCCGAGGGGAACGAUAUCCGGAAGACUAAUGUGGCUCAGAUCCGGAUGGCUUUUCGAUACGAGACACUGUGCAAUGAGCUGUCUUUCCUGGUGGAUGCAGUGAAGUCAACAGAGAUGAGUCGCUCAAUAAAUUAGCAGCCUGGCUCAUACAUUUGUAGGAACAUGAAAGGUGAUCAAUUAUGCACCUUAUGAGCCUGUUAUACUGCUUCUGAAUGCACUUAGAUACCAGGCUGGUUCAUAACCAGAAAAGCACAACAGCCUUGUGAUUAAACCCUUACCAGCCAACGUUAUGCAUUGCGUCAUACUAUUUAAUGCUGUUUGCCUCAUGCUUGAUUAUAUUUUAACACUUUUUUAAAAAAGUAAUAGAUAAUCUUAGUACAGACACCACUGAAUAUAUUAUAUAUAGAAUACGUAUAAUAGCCUUAGUAUGUAAAGUGUACAGUACACUGUUUAAAUUUAGCCUGGAAAGCUUGUACUUGUAUAGUCAAAUAGGUUUAAAAUACUAAUCCAGCCAGGGCAUGUUCCUCUGUUUAUAAGUUACUUUGCAUUAGCACCACUGGUGUUAAUUUCUAGACUGUUACAUUUUUUAAAAAACACAUCUAUUCUAUGGACAUUGUACCUACGUGAAUGUAAAUGUAAUACACCGAUUCAAAUUUUAUUGAAUAAACCCA